CCUGGGCAAGAAGACAGACGUGUACUGGCUCGGUACGCGGACGGUUCAUCCUGUUUUCGCUUUGACACGUAAUCUUCUUCAGUAAAAAGUGAAACCCUUCACAUCAAGUUUUAGCUUGUCGAGGAGAGGUGCAAUUUGUGAUAAAAAAGGAAAAGUGCAUUAAUCAACCUUCAAUUUUAUAAUUUACUUAUUGUUAUUUUCGUAACAUUAUUUCUUCAAUAAUUGUGUUUGGUAAACUUUAAGGCAUCCAAUUUAAUAACUGGAGCCUCUUACAUAUGAUAGUCUGAAAGGAUGUUAUUCACAUGACACAGGCGUACCAGCUCAGACAUUUACUUUAAAUACAUCUUCCGUUUACAAAGCUAUUACUGAUACAAUAUAAAUUCUAAGGAUGGGAAACUUAAAGAAGACAGAUUUAAGGUUUUUACAUAUAGUUCUUUUAGGUGUAAUAACGACUUUAACAACUGCACAAAGAGCCAAAACAGAUCCUGCAGGGGAAGAACCGAAUCCUCUAAUCGAAGCUGCGAAAUCGUUGUUACAAGAGCAGCUGCAGAGUCAAGGCGGAGGAGGUGCAGCUGAAGCUGUAUCUGGCCUGUUGCAGAACUUCAUGCAGUCCGAUGGAGGCCGGAAUAUAGGAGACAUGCUAAUGGGAGCUACCAAACCCAACAAUGGUGCCAAUGCUGUAGAUAUAUUAUCAGGGCUAGGUUCCAUCUUGUCGGCAGCAACUGGGGGUCAGGGCAAGAGUAACGAAGGUGGAUUUGACCCUCAGUUAAUUGGUCAGAUGGUAAGCAUGUUUGCCAAUCAGGCCGUAAGUGGUGAUAACGGUGAUGGGAACGCUAACAGCAAUGUUGACAUUAAUAACAACGACAUAAAGAAGGGGCAGAACAGAAAGACGGACGGUGGGAAUGAUGCUGGGAUUGACUGGGACUCUGUGAUGGGUUUAGCGUCUAAUUUCAUGGCAGCACAAGGCGGAACGGGUGGCGGGUGGGAGACUGUUUUGAAUAUGCUGCCUAUGUUACUGGGUGGAAGUGAAAGUGGCAAUCAAGUGAAGAAGAUCCAUAACAAACAUCAGCAGCACAAAGCGACGUCAUAUCUUCCCCCUUUCAUGGAGACACUCUAUGACUACUGGGACCACUUUAAGAGCUCCGAGUUGGGGCAGACCCUAUGGCACAACAGCGGGCUUGAAGCAACGGUCAAGCUCUUCACUGAUGAGGAUGGACACUUCGAAAUGGAGCGCAUUUUUGGGUCUCUAGAAAAUGCGUCCUUCCGCAGACGUUGGGUCAAGAGUCUCACUAGCUUCGUAGCGGAAUGGAUAGCGCACAUUUCAGACCCCGCUACUCAGGCCAGGUACCUGGCGACGCUACAGUUCGUCGGCAAUGGGUUUCUUAAAGCUCAGGGAUACCACAAGGGGCAACUCUUUGAUCCGCAGCGGCCUGCAGAGUCUCUGAGUCACCUGGUAAACGCAGUGUUCAAGCGCCAAUUUGGCCUUAAAGUGAACUCCGCCACCUACAUUAAACCUGCUAUCGCAUACGUUCAGGAGGUGCUGAAGAUGGGACAGAGCAAGGGUCUAAGUCUAUCAAACCUCAAUUCACAUGAGAUUGAGAGCAAGCUGUCGGAGACACUUAAUGGAGAAGUCAUAGAGCCCAUGCUACGAGUGUGGCGAGCAUAUCGCUAUGGAACCAGGCACCCUCAGUGUGACCGUUAUGUUAUCUGUGCUGUGAACCAACAGGACCCUUCAGCAGAUCAGGGUGCCGGCCUUAGGCCAGGCACUACAAAACUUGCAAGUAUCAUAGCUUCAUGGUUCCUCUCAAGCAACACAGGUACACCAUUCUGGAAGCUAUACAAUGCUGCUACAGAGGACCACAACUGUCAGAUGAAGUAUCAGGUGGACUGCAGUGACUACGAUGCAGAAGAUAUAAAAGCAACAACUGAGUAUGCCCACAAUGAACUCUAGUGAUCUGAACACAUUACACUCUGCUCUGUGAUGGACACAUACUUCAUGAACCUACUGUAGUAGUAAACUCAAUGCUCCCCCCCCCCACGCCCCAUUUAGCAUACUAAAGAGGAUAUUAAACUGACUGGCACAUAAAGGUUACAUGUGAAGAAAGAACCAACAUGCAAACCAUCAUGGGUAGGUCUCACAGGUGGUGCAAAUGAAGUUUCAAGCUCAAGUUUAUCAAACUAUAUAAUUUAAUUUUAAAGGUCAGAAAAAGUGAUGAAAAUAAGCAUGUCACUUAGGUUAUUCAAAACAGUGCAAGCAAAAUGUUUCAUCACUUUGGCAAAUAAUUCUUAGUUUUUAGGAAUUUUGAUAUUGUUAUGGGAGACCUGAAUUUUUAUUACCAUCUCUUAAGUGCAAAGUGAAUCCACGCCGUGACAGUGACUUACACAAAUGUGUGUUAAAUAUCGCAAUAAAUAAGGAGUGUCAUGAGCAAUCUGAAGAUAUUCAUAUAUAUCCAGGGCUGCCAACGGGCAAUUAACACCUCGGGCAGCUCAAGUAUCCAUGCUUCUUGAUCAUUUCAAUCUAAAUUUUCUCAAAAUUCAGUUCGUUAUAGUUUUACAGGUAUUACAACUCAACAAUGAAAUACAAAUAUAAAUUUGUAAAUUCCAUGCAACAGAAAUUUGAGCUGUUUUAUGUACUUUCAUUUGAAAUGUUUACUGUUAUUGCUUGGAGCCGGGAUAGCAACUGGCUAUCCCGGUUGGGAUAGCUGGACUGGACAACCCAGGGGUCAGAGUUCAAGUUUUGGCAGGGUCAAGAAUGUUCUCUUCUCUAUGUCAUCUAGCCUCCUAUUUACCCCAUGGGUAAAGCGGCAGGGGCAUGAAGCUUACCACUCACUUCCAGCUAGUGUCAAAGUCAAGAAAAUAUGGAUCUA
Cryptotermes secundus is the source of this 2867-nucleotide messenger RNA. RefSeq lists its product as uncharacterized. The transcript is spliced from 5 exons. The coding region runs from base 389 to 1951 and encodes 520 amino acids. The record is from RefSeq and is a predicted model, not a curated record. NCBI's taxonomy places the organism in Eukaryota, Metazoa, Arthropoda, Insecta, Blattodea, Kalotermitidae.